UCCUGGGCUGUUUGAGGUAAACCUACACGGUCGCACCAGUCUCGUUAAUACAUGGCGGAGUGAAAAUCAACUGUACAUAUACAUGUUUGUCACCAAUGUCCGAAACAUGCAGCCGCCGCGAACAGCGCGAAGCUAACGCCUGGAGGGGCUACGGUAGCUGAAGUACAACCCGGGAAGAACUUAUCGUCUCGAUGGCUGUGAAAAGUUAACGCACAGACGGCUGAAAAACAGGAAUAAUUCCCCUUCAACCGACUUGAGCCACUCUCACUCUCCUGGCUCCAUGGCAGCAGCAGUGCGAGGCAGCGAGUGGUCAUGUGGACGCUGCACCUUCUUAAAUGCCGGCGCAGCACCUCGCUGUUCCAUUUGCGAGGCACCACGCCAGAAACCUGACCUUAACCAGAUCCUGCGGCUGAGCAGCACUGAGGAGCAUCGCUGGGCCUGCCCUCGCUGUACCCUCAACAACCCCCAGGGAUCUGGUGCCUGCUCUGUCUGCGGCUUUGGACCAUCCCCUGCCACUCACACACCCCCUACCACCACCAUAGCCGCCACUGCCAACGGCCUCCCGUCUGCUCCGACCGAACCUCCAACACCCACUCUCACCCCCACAGUUCUGCUUGAGCCCCAUGGACAGCAUCCAGCUAAAGAGGAAGUGCUGCGGCGGUCUGAGAGCAAUGGAGAGGUGGGCGGCCUGGAGGGGCAGCACUCGGGCUGGGCCUGCCCUCGCUGCACACUCCACAACACACCUGUGGCUCUGUCAUGCUCAGCCUGUGGUGGGCCCAGGAAACUGUCUUUACCUAAAAUCCCCCCUGAGGCACUGGUGGUGCCUGAAGUGCGCACGCCUGUGCUGGGAUUUCCUGUUCACACAGCAGGGGCUGCCCCAUUACUCAUAGACCUAACAGAUGAUUCUCCACCAGCCCCUCCCUGUGAUCCUCAAGAACCUCCACAUGUCCCCUCACAGUCCCUUUCCUCCCCUUUUACCUCAUUCUCUUCCCUCCAGAAUAACCCUGUGCCUCGCAGCAGGAGAGAGGUGCCACCUCCAGGACGGCCACCAAACGCAGGCACCAACACACCCAGUCCCACUUCGCCUUCAACGGCCAGUGUGCCACCCCAGCCAGGCCCCCAGCGGCCAGCCAAGCCCAAACAUGCCCAGCCCCAGGAACCUUCAUACCCCAGCAAGCGCCUCAGUAUCUUGGAGGAAGAAGACCCUCAACACCACCCACUGACCCCCCACCUCCCUGUUGCUUCCUCAGCUGCCCCCACCUGGAAGUGCCCUAGCUGCUCAUUACCCAACCCAGGUAGCUCAUCUAAGUGCGAGGCCUGCAGAUCGUCGCGGGCCGGUGCUGACCUCAUUGACCUUGUUGGCUGUGAGACGGUACGAUUCACCCCAGCCAGCCCCUCCAGCCCAGACUUUAGCACCUGGGCCUGCUCCAAGUGCACCCUGCGCAACCCUACAGGUGUACCUAAGUGCUCAGCCUGUGGUUCUUCCAAGCUGCAUGGCUUUCAGGAGCAGCAGGCGCCCCUACCCCGCUGCUGUACACACUGUGGCCUCCCGUUGGCGUCUGGCACCUCAUCAUGCUCCUGUACACCUUCCUCUUCUUCGUCCUCCUCGGGUCAUAAAACACGGAAACAGGCCCGGGGUUUCCCUUCCUCCUCCUCUGCUAUUGCUUCUUCCAAUUCCUCUUCAUCCUCAACCUCAUCGAGCCUUCAAGAGAAGGUAGGACAGUGGAGCUGCCCAGCAUGUACGCUGCUCAAUGACAUCAAGGCCAAGAACUGUGCAGCAUGCCACACGCCACAGCAGUACCUCACCCUUCGCAAAGUGGUGAAGCCCCUGAAGAGGAGGGAGAGCAUGCAUGUUGAGGCCCGUCGACGAAAUGAUGAGGGCGAAGCCAAGGAGCUCUGGGAGAACAUAGUCAGCUUCUGCAGAGAGAACUCUGUGAACUUUGUGGACGACAGUUUCCCCCCGGGACCUCGCUCCGUGGGCUUCCCAGAGGGCGACAGUGUCCAGCAGAGAAUCAAAAAGUGGCUGCGCCCCCACGAGAUCAACUGCAGCAACUUCAAAGACAGAGGCGUCAAGUGGUCCGUCUUCCGCACGCCGCGGCCCUCUGACAUCCUGCAAGGCCUGCUCGGAAACUGCUGGUUCCUGAGUGCGCUGGCGGUGCUGGCGGAGCGUCCAGAGCUUGUGGAGAGGGUGAUGAUCACCAGGACCAUCUGCCCAGAGGGGGCCUACCAGGUUCGGCUAUGUAAAGACGGGACGUGGACGACGGUGCUGGUUGACGACAUGCUGCCCUGCGAUGAUUAUGGCUACCUCCUCUUCUCCCAGGCCCAGAGGAAGCAGCUGUGGGUGGCAUUGAUUGAGAAGGCCCUGGCCAAACUCCAUGGCUCCUACUUCGCCCUGCAGGCAGGGCGCGCCAUCGAGGGCCUGGCCACGCUGACGGGGGCUCCCUGCGACUCCCUCAUGCUCCAGGUCAGCUCCACCAACCCCCGGGAGGAGCCGAUCGAUACAGACCUCAUCUGGGCCAAGAUGCUCAGCUCCAAGGAGGCGGGGUUUCUGAUGGGUGCAUCUUGUGGAGGAGGCAACAUGAAGGUAGACGAUGUUGUUUACGAGUCUCUGGGUCUGCGGCCUAGACAUGCAUAUUCCAUCUUGGACGUGCGAGAUGUGCAGGGUUACAGGUUGUUGCGGCUGCGUAACCCAUGGGGUCGCUUCUCGUGGAACGGCAGCUGGUCGGACGAGUGGACAGACUGGCCGCAGCACCUGCGUCAUGAGCUGAUGGCUCACGGCAGCAGUGAGGGGGUCUUCUGGAUGGAGUACACCGACUUCAUAAAGUACUUUGACUCGGUGGACAUCUGUAAGAUCCACUCAGACUGGCAAGAGGUCAGGCUACAGGGCUGCUUCCCCAGCAAGGCCAGCGGGCCGGUCACCGUCACUGCCCUCACUGUGCUGGAGAGGACGGCACUGGAGUUUGCUCUCUUCCAGGAGGGAAGCAGGCGUUCAGACACAGCCGACAGCCACCUGCUGGACCUGUGCAUCAUGGUGUUUCGCGCCUCCUUCGGCAGCGGCAACAAGCUGACCCUGGGCCGCCUGUUGGCCCACAGCAAGCGAGCGGUGAAGAAGUUUGUUGGCUGCGAUGUGAUGCUGGAGCCGGGGGAGUAUGCUGUUGUCUGCUGCGCCUUCAACCACUGGCAGAUGAAUGUCAGCGGCACUGGAGGUCCAGCUACACCCAUCUCCAGCCCUACCAGUGGAGCAGCUCGGCGGCCCAGCCAGGACUUCCCAGGCUACAUCCUCGCCAUCUAUAGCUCCAGGCAGGUGAUGGUGGAGCAGGUGGAGGCGACCGCUACCACGCUAGCCGACGCCAUCAUCCUCCUUACGGAAAACAAAGGGGAAAGACACGAGGGCCGCGAAGGCAUGACGUGCUACUACCUGACCCACGGCUGGGCGGGGCUCAUCGUGGUGGUGGAGAACCGCCACCCCAAAUACUACCUCCACGUCUCCUGUGACUGCACUGACAGCUUCAAUGUGGUGUCCACACGCGGCAGCCUCAAGACCAUUGACAGUGUACCGCCUCUGCACAGGCAGGUGCUGGUUGUGCUUUCGCAGCUGGAAGGAAACGCUGGUUUCUCCAUCACACACCGCCUGGCUCACCGCAAGGCAGCCCAGGCCUCUUUGGGAGACUGGACCCCCACUAAAGCCACCCACAGCCCGCAGCUCACCCCGGACAUUGAUGGCCUGCACCGGCCCCGGCCUCUAUGACCACCGCCCACUUCAUCCCGUACAAACGCAGACUCUAAUCCAAUGAACUGUCAGACCACUGGAAAACCAGGCCAGGGUGGGCAAGCGGUGUGUGCAGCCCUAAAACAUAGAGAAAGAUGUGUACGUGUGUGUCUUUUUUUUGGAUGAACACACACCUGAAUGUAUAGCAUGAAUGGGCAGCAUUUAUGUGCUCCCCUCCCAAUGCUCCAUAAAUGCUGAAAGUUUUCAUCCGGCCCUCACACGCUCUGUCCCUUGCCAAGUGGAUGUGCCAUGUCAGGAUGAAAUGAGGGAAGCAGGCCACGUGGAGUGACCAAGACAUACUCACAAAACAAUUCUUCACCCGGGCGUCUAACAGGAUCCAGUUCAGACUACUUUAAAUUCUGGAGGGUUUUUUUUUUAUACAAGCGCUGUAUGUGGAACAGAUGUCAGGCCCUCGGUUUCAUACGCUUGGAGGUGACCCUGUUUUCGGUGAGCUUCACAGAAGCCAGGGCGGUGUGCUGUAACUACUGAGCCAUUUGCCGGCCCUCAACCUAUGAGCCAAUCACCUGCAAACGAUCGGACACCCCCCUCCCCCACCCACCCACAAUGUCGUGCACAAACAUGGCAAACAAAGUGGGACACUUCAGGGGAGGUUUAUCUCACCCAGCCCUCAACACGGUACUCAAUGAGCCAAACUCAACUUGUUCUAGUUUUACUCGUAGUCAUACAUUUUUAUUUUUAUUUGAGAUAAUACACUUGUCAGUAUCGGUCUUACUUGUUUUUUACAUGACCGUUGUUGCUGUCUUGUCCAUAUUUGUGUGUUUGAAGUCGUAGGAAAAGCCAUUCAUUCAUCCAGUACUGUGUGUCUCCACCCUCCAUCAUCACCGCAGUGCUGUCUAGCGCUCACUAGCUCAGGACCAAACUCAUGAUUUGUACAGUAAGCUGGAGUCAAGCAAAACCUCAAGCUGAUUCAGUGACAGGUGUGUGGUAGCUGGAAUAGCAUCUCUCUGUAUCUCUGUAGUUCGUAGACAUUUUACUGGUCAGACUAACAUACAAAUUUGGCUUUUUUUUCCCCUACAGAGAAACAAUCAUUGUACCUCUUUUUUUUUCCUCUUACUUUCUUUUAAUUAAUUUUCACUCAGUCUCAAUUUGGGGUCUAGAAGCUUCAGGCGAGUCAUUUCACAACCGGCUUUGUAGUUUACCCCUCAGGCGCCCUGAGUUUUCUCAUCCAGUUUAGCAGUCAGUUUAAAUCUGAACACACUAGACGUUACUUGCACUCUUUGAUUGUGACAGCCCAAAUUUUAUGUCUGAUCCUUAUCUGGUACAGAAGGUCAGUGAGUAUUUGUCUAUUUCUCACACUUGAGCAGUUUGCCAGUAUGUCGAUUUACACUGUAGUGUACUUAGGGAGUACUAGAGGAGCUAGUGGCUGUUUGAACACUCAGUUUGCCAUAGGGGAGCUCUUAAGAGGAGCUGCCGAGUUUACUCUGGGAGGUCAGGGACCACUUUUGUUUGCUUGGGUGCGGCGCGAGCAUCUGGGCCAUCCUCCCGCAAGAAUACACCGACAGCACAUUAGCGACAGCACAGAGUCCUCGUGUAAUAACAAAUUACCAUUUUGUCAGACUGCGUGCGCACAUAACAAGAGAGAGAAGGGACCCCGGAGACAUGUUGUGACACAGAAAAGAGUUUAGCUCUCUCCGAAUUUUAGCUGCAUUGUUUCAAAGGAUGCCGUUGCCCACAGCUGUCUCACGCAGGUCCUCUUUCAGGGCCCCCGCCCGCUCAUUCAAUUCCAAUUCCUCCACUGUCAAAACCAGUACUCCUCUUUCACUAAGGAUCUUUCAGCCCUCACCAUGGCAACAUAGAUGUUUUAUUAGAGAGGGGGAAGACUAAUGCGGUACUAUAGUAACAAGUUGAUGUCUUACUAUUAUGUGGUGAAAAUGGGGAAAAAAACUUGAAAGCUGAUAGAAGAAAUUAUUUUGUGUUUUUUAUCAGUAACAAUUUGAAUCAGAAUAUUGAAGUUCCUCUUUGAGAUGAUUCAGUAAAACAAGUGCUGAACCGUGCAUCAUCUCGUGAGCAUCGUCCCUUUUGUUGGUAUUGUCAACACUGAUGGUCAGUGGCAGCACUGCGUCCCGAUGCUUUGCUGUCUUACUUACUCUGCACAAACCACGUCUGCCAGUGCUGGUAGGCUAAACUUCAUGUCAUCUUCAGGACAAUUUGUAAGAAAACUGCUACAGCAGGCAGCGUAAUGUUUCUUUAAAAAGAAACCUGAAGCUGAAGUAAGUGUAAAUAUGUUUUCCAAAGAAACAUAAUGUGUAAUGACCACUUUCAGAUGUCUGUUUGCCCUGUGAGUGUGAGUGGGUGCGUGCGUCAUUGCAGCCAAGCCGCUGUGAAUAUAGUGUCUAAUUUAUUUGUGUAAGUGAUUUGCAGGCCUGUUGUCUAAUGAAUACUGUUGAUUACUGAGCUGAUGAAUGACAGAUAAAGGAAUGUGAUAAUUUAAGGCUUUAGUUUGAGUCCAGAGGGAUUAGCUUGAUGUGAAAUGAACCAACCUGCACUGAAACACCUGCAAAGACAAGGCACCUCAAAAUUCAGUGUCACCGCUGGAUCACUUUACAUUUACAUGAGAUUGCUUUUUCGUUUUAUACUUGUUUUUGUCAUAAUUGUCAUUUUUUGGCUCUUGCUUGUGUCCUGUGAACCCACUCCUCUUCUGUUGAGUUGUGGUGGGGACACUUCUGUGCUUCAGGGGCGCCCCCUGCUGCUGAAGAGGCUGCAGCCAAGGAAAAGCUGGUUCCUUGAAAAGAGCAACCAACACAACGCCUUUUCUCUCCUCUCCUUUGAAUCAUUGGUUUCUUCCUUGUAAAUUGUACAGACUGCAAACCUAAGCCACACAAAAGAUACAAAAAUGUGGGGGAAAAAAAUCAACACCCUUUUGAACUUGUAAAAACUAUAAAGUAUAAUAAUAGAAACAAACAAAAAAAAAAGAAACCUAAUGCUGAAAAAAUGGAUCUCUGAUGAAUGUGAGAUAUAUUUUAUUGAUCUUUUCUGGGGGAGGGAUAUGAGUAUAUGUGUACAAACAUAUGUAUGUUUAAUUUUCAAUCUCAGGUUCCAAUGGACCAAAUAAAUUUUUUUUAAAUUAAA
Molecule: messenger RNA, 6859 nt
Organism: Toxotes jaculatrix (banded archerfish)
Lineage: Eukaryota; Metazoa; Chordata; Actinopteri; Toxotidae
Gene: capn15
Product: calpain 15
Exons: 12
Coding region: 281-3748 (1155 amino acids)
Biological process (GO): proteolysis
Cellular component (GO): cytoplasm
Molecular function (GO): calcium-dependent cysteine-type endopeptidase activity
Source: RefSeq, a predicted model, not a curated record